AGUUUUUCGUCAAGUUGUUUGACAUUUACAAAAAAACGGAAAACAUUUCACUCUAUUCCACUCCCAAAUUCAAUCGAGCAGCAAAGACAUCCAGUUCACAAUUUAAUGUUCACAUCAGCCGAUAAUGGCUUACAACGGAAAACCAUCGUCGUCGACUGUAGUCAAACAAGGGGCCAACUUAAAUCACGAAACUCUGAUCAAAACAGAGAGGUUAAGUUCGUUUAAGUUGCCACGAGAUCUGACCCUCGGAGGCAGCUUAAACUCCGUCCGAAUACCGAAACCGACUGCUACCCCGAAGCGAGUGUACGCACCGAACGUAAAUGUUGUGCGAAACAGAAAUGCCGAAGUGAAAACGUCCAGAGACACAACGAUUCGCGGUCGAGGACGAGGUAGAGGUGAUCGAGGUAAAGCCGAUCGAGGUGGACGUGGCGGUCGAGGCGGUGGGAAAAAUUCGUUGGUACAGACAUCGGGAUUGUUUUCGGAAGGAACCGGUGAAACUCAUCUGAGGAAAUCGUCUGCAGUGUACGGUAGGGGCGAGAAAAAUGACAGCGUUAGCUCGUUACGCCGGCCGACUAUCGUCAAACGUGACAUUAAAGUCGAUCCCGAAGAAGAGCAGAAAAGUUUGAAUGAAAUUCUGGGCGAUUUCGAUGAAGACUGUGAUGAUGUUCCUAUGGUUAGUGAUUACUACACACCGGUGGCAUUAGAUGAAAUUAAAAAGGAAUUGCCGACCGUCAAAGUGGAAAACGAUAAUAAGCAUUCAGCGUUAGCAUAUCCCGAAAAUUUGAACGAAUUUUUCGGUCGACCACAACCACAGUUGUUCAUAUUGCAAUUACCAGAUUCACUGCCAGGCGAAGGACCCGACGAAGAACCUGCCGAUUCAGCGGAUCAAGAACGUAGUUCAUCACCAGACCCGUCGUCUCGGUACUGUACGGUGAAGCAAAUGAACGAAGGUCUGAUAGGAAAAAUAGUUAGGUACAAAUCGGGCAAAUCCAAGCUGAUUAUUGGGCAGACUCGUUUUGACAUAGACUUAGGAAUGGAUCCGGGCUUAUUACAGGAAGCCAUGUCGGUGACAACCAAUCGAACUGAACGUAGCGGUAAUUUAAUUAAUUUAGGACAAAUCAAAGCUAAACUAAAUGCCAUUCCCGAUUGGGAAUACAUGCUGGCGGACAAAUCGUAGCACAAACUGUGUUCCUUGUGUGAGAGGAAUGGAACGGCGACAGACGUUUUCAAAACAUUUUUGUUGUUUCUUUUUAAGCAAUUUUUUGUAUAAUAAAAGCAAAAACUUUAUCGA
This is a messenger RNA of Bradysia coprophila, 1291 nucleotides long. RefSeq names its product RNA polymerase III subunit C53 (gene Polr3D). Gene Ontology annotation, molecular function: DNA binding. The record is from RefSeq and is a predicted model, not a curated record. Gene Ontology annotation, biological process: tRNA transcription by RNA polymerase III. NCBI's taxonomy places the organism in Eukaryota, Metazoa, Arthropoda, Insecta, Diptera, Sciaridae. Gene Ontology annotation, cellular component: RNA polymerase III complex.